This is a messenger RNA of Haliotis rufescens (red abalone), 1280 nucleotides long. RefSeq lists its product as uncharacterized. The coding region runs from base 42 to 473 and encodes 143 amino acids. NCBI's taxonomy places the organism in Eukaryota, Metazoa, Mollusca, Gastropoda, Lepetellida, Haliotidae. The record is from RefSeq and is a predicted model, not a curated record. The transcript is spliced from 4 exons.
AAGCUAGACCUUAUCACCUGCAGGCAUCGGGCAUCGGAUCCAUGUUUUCAGAAAGACAGGAAUUGCUCAAAAUGUCAGCUAUCACUUUGCUGUUGGUUCUCUCCCUGGCAGCCCUGGGGUCUGCUGUCACCCCCGGGGUGACUACAUUUACCCUCGAGUACGAGAAGACAGAGGACGGCUGUAUCGUAGAUGGAGUUCCGAGAAAGGAGGAUGAAACCUUCACCGUCACAGGAUCCGGCCCCUGCAUCACCUACAGGUGCCGAAAAAGAAAGGUCCGCCUGGUGACAGGAUCCUCAUCAUGCCAAGAUGGCGACACCUGCAACUCUGGAGAGUUCACUUCCGGCUGUAACACGUACACCUGUGCUGUAGCCGGUCAGACGAAGAGGAAUGAUCAACAGGUUAUCGUCACACAGACUGUCGCACUUGUUGGAACAGGUACUGUAUUAUACUCGUCACGUUUAUGUCCUAGAUGAAGAAACUGUUCACUGGAGUUCAAUGCUGGCUAAUCGAGGCGCUGAGGAACAGAAAACUUUCAAUUGUGAAAGUUAUUGACAAUUAGUAGAUGUUCUUUUAAAGGCCAGCAAGUUUGAUAUUAGUCGUUUCGGCUAACUCUAAACGUUAAUGUAUAUCUCACAGUCUAACAGUUACUGGUUACCUUUCGUACACAGAUGCACUGAAUCAGUUUCACACAAGCAACAAAUUUAUACGUCUAAACACAGGCUAAACAUUGCUGAUGAAUCUCAGAGCAUCUCCCCCUUUAAAACAUAUAAAUAACGCUUUCUGUAGUGCAGUGACCUUUUAACUGCAUGAUUAUUAGAAGACAGAAUUGACCUUGUGUAAAACAUGUUUCUGCAGAAGAAACGUUCAAUACAAAAGUUUAUCCUUGAGUGACACCACCUCAUGAUGUCAUUAUUUCCAGUUAUACAGUGUCGUGUGGUUCUAUGAAGGACACAGUUUGUUCUUAAUGAUCGACCUUGGUCUGUUACAGAUCAAUGCUACGUGCGUGGAGGCUGCUACUCUCUCGACACUGAAAUACCGACGUCUGCAGGGACGUGUGUGUGUGCCAGCUCCACCGACAUCACAUGUGAACCCAACUUGCUGGUCGACCCUUCGGUUUAUGGCCAACUAGGUUAACGAGGAGGGUGACCUUUUGACUGCUAGCUUCUCGGUGGUUGACCCUUGCGCUCACGACCCUCACUGCUCUCGAUGAAGUGGUCACUAUAGUUCUCAACACACCUGAGAAGAAUCUGCUGCACCUGAAAUAAAGAUAACCAGUAAUA